AUGGGAAAAUCACUGGUAUACCCCAAGCGGGAGAGCAAUACGAUGAACCGGUAUAAGCAUCGCGGAACGUACGAUCUUGGCCCUAUCCAUUCGAUUGUCAACAGCGCGCCUGUUCUACAUGUGUCUUUCGCCCCUAGUCCAGAUGAUCCAUUUCCAGCCAUUCUUCCCAUGAUCGGCCAGAUGGGAUCGUUCGAUUAUCCCUCGUCUGGCCUGGGCGAUCCCCUUGACUGCUAUCUCCAUGGAUACGUCAGCUCCCGAAUCAUGAACCUGGCUCGCGCAAGCAAUGGUGAAGGACUCCCUGUUUGCAUCGCCGCCACUCAUGUUGACGGCUUAAUCCUCUCCCUGACUCCCAAUUCGCACAGUUACAACUACCGCUCCGCUGUGUUGCACGGAUACGCAACCCUCGUGACGGGCGAGGAGGAAAAGAUUUGGGCGAUGAAAAUGAUCACCAACGCUGUGGUCCCUCAGCGAUGGGAGCAUACCCGUAUCCCACCGGAUGGAGCAGAAAUGCAAUCUACCACCAUUCUCAAAGUCAGAAUCGUCGACGGCAGCGGGAAGAUCAGAGAUGGAGGGGUUUCUGACGAGAAGAAGGAUACUGGAAAGAGCGAAGUCACGGAAAAGGUCUGGACCGGUGUCGUCCCUGUGUGGCAGACAUUCGGGGAGCCUCUGCCAGAUAAGUUGAACAAGGUCAAGGAAGUUCCGGAACAUAUCACUUCCUACAUUGCGACAGCAAAUGCGCGGAACCAACAAUAUGCAGUGGAUGCAGUCAAAAUACCGCUACCAAAAGAGGAAGUACACUAA
This is a messenger RNA of Uncinocarpus reesii 1704, 801 nucleotides long. RefSeq lists its product as uncharacterized. The transcript is spliced from 2 exons. Lineage: Eukaryota; Fungi; Ascomycota; Eurotiomycetes; Onygenales; Onygenaceae. The coding region runs from base 1 to 801 and encodes 266 amino acids. The record is from RefSeq and is a predicted model, not a curated record.